CAGGGGGCAGGCUCACUUCGAAAGCAAGCAGGUUCACUUCUGAUACACACAACCGUAGCGCCACGAGGGACCGGCCGGGCUGCACCUCCCCAAUGGAGUUGAUGAAAUAAUCCGCACCGUGGAAACAACUUGUUAGAACGCGUUUGCUGAUUUGAUUCGUGCAGGCGCCGCCGCCUUCGUUUAACCAGGUGCGAUGAUCCCCGUUACGGAAUUCAAGCAGUUCACAGACCAGCAGCCAGCCUUCCGGGUCCUCAAGCCGUGGUGGGAUGUCUUCACGGAGUACCUGUGCAUCACCAUGCUGAUGAUUGGCGUGUUUGGCUGCACCUUACAGGUAACUCAAGACAAGAUCAUCUGUCUCCCCAGUCACAUUUCAGCUGACUCCCCGGGCGAAAUUGACUGCCAGCAGUUUGUGGAGAGGAGCCGCAAUGCCAGCAGUAAGGCCUUGACUCCAGUGUCAUCUUCUAGUCCUAGCCCUGUUGCCCAAGGGGCUGUCCGUGAGAUGAAUGGUCUUAAGAACAAUCUGGACCUCCAGCAGUACAGCUUCAUAAACCAGAUAUGCUAUGAGCAGGCUCUCCACUGGUAUGCCAAGUACUUCCCGUAUCUUGUGGUGAUCCACACGCUCAUCUUCAUGAUUUGCAGCAGCUUCUGGUUCAAGUUCCCUGGAACGAGCUCCAAAAUCGAGCACUUCAUUUCUAUCCUGGGCAAGUGCUUUGACUCCCCUUGGACCACACGGGCCCUCAGUGAGGUGUCCGGCGAAGGUCAGGAUGAUAAGAAUGGAGCCAGUAAGCUCAAAGCUAGUGCUCCUCUCUCCAAGUCUAACUCUGACGUGUCUAGGGUUGAGGUGGCCGCAGGGAAUGACGAAACUGUAAGCUUAGUGCGCUCCCCCUCUGUCAAGUCCCUCCCUGAUAAAAUUGUGGUCGAGCAGCCUGGAGCCUCCGUCCUGGACAAGAAGGAGGGAGAGCAGGCCAAGGCCUUGUUUGAGAAGGUGAAGAAGUUCAGGGUUCAUGUAGAAGAAGGUGACAUCCUGUACUCCAUGUAUGUGCGGCAGACGAUUCUGAAGGUGUGCAAGUUUGUGCUGAUUAUCAUCUAUAAUGCAGCUUUGGUCCCCAACAUCAAUUUUAUAGUUCCGUGCUCCUUAGGAGUAGAAGAUAUGACAGGCUAUGACAGCUUCUGCUGCAACCACACCAAGGCCCAUCUGUUCUCCAAGUUAGCUAUUUGCUAUAUCUGCUUUGUGGGGGUCUAUGGCCUGCUGUGCCUCUACACCCUCUAUUGGCUCUUUCACCGACCCCUGAAGGAGUACUCCUUCGAAUACGUCCGCCAAGAAACGGGCAUCAGUGACAUACCGGAUGUGAAGAACGACUUUGCCUUCAUGCUGCACCUCAUCGACCAGUACGAUUCGUUGUACUCUAAGCGCUUUGCAGUAUUCCUCUCAGAGGUCAGUGAGAGCAAACUGCGGCAGCUAAACCUGAAUCACGAGUGGACUGCCGAUAAGCUGCGGCAGCGGCUGCAACGUAAUGCCCACAACCGCCUGGAGCUCCAUCUCUUCAUGCUGUCGGGUCUUCCAGACACCGUCUUUGAAAUCGCAGAAGUGGAGUCAUUGAAGCUGGAGCUCUUGAACGAUGUCGCCAUCCCUCCUCUGAUCUCCCAACUGGUCUGCCUGGAGGAACUGACGUUAUUCAACUGCCCCGCCAAGCUGCAACUGGCCGCCCUGUCAUUCCUGCAGAGCCACCUCAAAGUCUUGCGGGUCAAGUUUGAUGAUCUUCGCCAGCUUCCUCUGUGGAUGUAUACGCUGAAUAGUCUUGAAGAACUGCACCUGAUUGGCUCCCUCACACAAGAGCUCUCUAAAAACAUCUCUCUGGACUCUUUAAGGGAGCUGAGGAACCUGAAGAUCCUGACUAUUAAGAGUAACCUGAUUAAGAUCCCCCAGAGUGUGGUGGACGUAGCCACCCAUCUGCAAACACUGUGCAUCUACAACGACGGCACUAAGCUGCUCACUCUGAACAAUGUGAAGAAGCUCUUCAACCUCACGCACCUGGAGCUGGUCCACUGUGACCUGGAGCGCAUCCCACAUGCCAUCUUCAGUCUGAACAACCUGCAGGAGCUGGAUCUGAAAGAGAACCACCUCAAGUCCAUCGAGGAGAUUCUGAGCUUCCAGCACUGCCGCCGCCUGACUACUCUCAAGCUGUGGUACAACAGCAUCACCUACAUCCCCGAGCACAUCAGGAAGCUCAAAUCCCUGGAGCGCCUGUUCCUGAGUCACAAUAAGAUUGACACGCUCCCAUCUCAGCUCUUCCUGUGCACAAAGCUGCGUCACUUGGAUCUCUCCUACAACUACAUCCGAGUCGUACCUCCGGAAGUCGGUGUGCUGCAGAGUCUCCAGUACCUGUCUCUGUCCAACAACUCCCUCGAUUCCAUCCCGGACGAGCUGUUUUUCUGCAAAAAGCUCAGGACCUUUAAGCUGGCUAAUAAUAACCUCACAUCGCUCUCUCCCAAAGUGGGCAACUUAACCUUGCUCACCAAACUGGACCUGAAAGGAAACCACUUGGAGGUUUUGCCCUUGGAAAUUGGGGAGUGUAGCUCUCUCAGGCGCGCUGGCCUCAUUGUGGAGGACACCCUGUUCGAUCUUCUGCCGCCUGAGAUUCGAGAGCAAAUGAAAGAUGAUUAAAUGUCGAUCGUGGGGUUUGGAUGGUGGGCAGGCUGGCGUGUCCAUUAAGUAUCAUUUUUAAAUGGAGGGUUAAUUCACAAUAUAGUUGAGGUUUGCCCAUUUUUGUAUUUUUUGUUGACAAUUCUAAAUGAAAUCUACCCCACUUUAUGCUGCAUGAGGACAAAUGCUGGGCCCUACUAUAGUGUGCCUCCCCCUUCCUUAACUGUGCCUUUCACUCACCAUUUAAGAGAGAGAUCAGCCCGAGGUGUGCUGAUUGAUUGACCUCUCAUUGAAGUCAGAUAGUUUUCACCAUUAAUUUCUCAUCGUCCACAUGGCUAAGACUUUUUGCAGAUCUUAUCCUAAUAAUGUGAACCAAGUGCAUGUGCAGUGGGGGAAUUUUGUCACGUUAAAACCCUAAAAGAAAUGAAGGAAGCGUGCAUCAUCUCGCAGCCGUGUGGCGACGUUAGCUUUCUAACUUCUAUUUAGUUCUCUCAGUCGAUCAAUCUCCUGCGUGUUCUCGCUUGUUACGUCUCUCGCGUGCUCUCCAUUUCCCUCUGUUUCCUCAACUUCAAUCUCCCUUCCUGUUUCCUACAUACCCUUGUCAGGAUCCUAUCCCUCUACUAUGUACUUUGCUUGUUCAGACGGUCUCUCUUCCUCUGCUACCAUGCACAUUCUCCAUCUCUGCAAUGCUCUCUGUUUAUCUCAUGCACACAAGAACUGCUUGGCCCUCCUUCUCUCUCUCCCUCUGCCUCAUUUUGUCUCAUUUUCACUUCUCUCUCUUCCUCUCUCUCUCUCUUCAAGCCCUGUCACAUUACGUGAUUUUUUUUUUUUUUUAACAUCGAUUUUCAUUCGCGAUUUGGAGACAGUCGUGACUUAAUUUCUUGACUUCCAGUUGUGUCGUCUGAUAGCCCCAGGAAUUCAGUCUCAGUUAUGAUUUUUUUUUGCAUAUUUUUUGAUCGUGUAAAAAAAUUAAUCAAUCAAAGUCAGAGUUUUUGGGGCAUCUUGUGGCCAUCCCCGUAUACUUUUAACAAGAAAACGUGUGUUAGAUUACAGAAAGAGAGUUGUCCCAACUUGGAGACUCUUUCAAAUUUCAGGCAUUCUGGGAAGAAGGGGCGGGCCCGGUGGACAGAACCUGGAAGUGAUGUCAGAGAGGGAACGGUGUUCUUUUCUGCUGAGGAAAGUGUAGAGAGGGCGACAUGGUGGCGCAGUGGGUAGCGCUGCUGCCUCGCAGUUGGGAGACCUGGGGACCUGGGUUCGCUUCCUGGGUCCUCCCUGCGUGGAGUUUUCAUGUUCUCCCUGUGUCUGUGUGGGUUUCCUCCCACAGUCCAAAGACAUGCAGGUUAGGUGGACUGGCGAUUCUAAAUUGGCCCUAGUGUGUGCUUGGUGUGUUUGUGUGUGUGUCCUGCGGUGGGUUGGUGCCCUGCCCGGGAUUGGUUCCUGCCUUGUGCCAUGUGGUGGCUGGGAUUGGCUCCAGCAGACCCCCGUGACCCUGUGUUCGGAUUCAGCGGGUUGGAAAAUGGAUGGAUGGAAAGUGUAGAGAGAUUGUUCUCACACAGCGCCAUCUCCUGUCUCGGCGGAGAAUUAUCACCUCCUCACCCUUUAAGCCGCUUCCCAUGUGUACGCAUGCGAGUGACAAUAGUUAAGUGGUACGAUGUUGUUGGGGUUUUAGGGUCAAAGAUUCCUUUCCUGUCCUUAUUUGUUAAAUUUUCGUAAUAGUAACUUUUUUUUUUAUGUCUUAGACGCCAUUUUAGGUAUCCAUCACUAGGUCCGUGUUCCGCAUUUCUAAGGCGUGGCCACAGAGGUUGGUAAUCGGAACGAUCUGCGGAUACCUAAGGACUUUCAAAACCCCUUUGCUAAUUUUCUUGCGAUUACCGUUUGCUGUUGACCUCGUUGCUUGUGUGUUUUGACUGGGAUCGUUCUCUCUGGUUGUUAUUUUUGAUCCCCUAGCUUUGACCCUUUUUUUUUUUGGUGCUUUUACGCACAUGUCCUGGUUUUUUCUCAAACAUUUUACUUGCUACUUUGCUGUCGGAAUGGUCUAAACAGUUCAUGAUUCCCUCCAAUUUAAUAUAACUUUCAUUUUUUAUUUUUAGUUUUAGACCUGGGCUCUGCAUGUACAGUACUGUGUAAAAGUUUUAGGCAGGUGUGAAAAAAUGCUGUAAACAAAGAAUGCUUUCAGAAAUAUAAAUAACGAUUGUUUAUUGUUAUCAAUUUACAAAAUGCAAAGUGAGUGAACAAAAGACAAAUCUAAAUCAAAUCAAUAUUUGGUGUUCCUACCUUUUGCCUUCAAACCAGCAUCAAUUCUUACAGGUCCACUUGCACAAAGUCAGGGAUUUUGUAGGAUUCUAGUCAGGUGUCUGAUCAGCCAAUUCUACCAAACAGGUGCUAAUGAUCAUCAAUGUCACACGGAGGUUGAAACACAGUCAGUAACUGAAACAGAAACAGCUUAAAACUGGGUGAGGAACAGCCAAACUCUGCUACCAAGGUGAGGUUGUGAAGACAGUUUCAUGUCAUGGCGAGAUUGAGCACAGCAACAAGACACAAGGUAGUUCUACUGCAUCAGCAAGGUCUCUCCCAGACAAAGAUCUCAAAGCAGACUGGGGUUUCAAGAUGUGCCGUUCAAGCUCUUUUGAAGAAGCACAAAGAAACGGGCAACGUUGAGGAUCGUAGACGCAGUGGUCGGCCAAGGAAACUUAGUGCAGCAGAUGAAAGACACAUCAAGCUUAUUACCCUUCGAAAUCGGAAGAUGUCCAGCAGUGCCAUCAGCUCAGAACUGGCAGAAACCAGUGGGACCCAGGUACACCCCAUCUACUGUCCGGAGAAGUCUGGCCAGAAGUGGUCUUCAUGGAAGAGUUGCAGCCAAAAAGCCAUACCUCCGACGUGGAAACAAGGCCAAGCGACUCAAGUAUGCACUAAAACAUAGGAACUGGGGUGCAGAAAAAUGGCAGCAGGUGCUCUGGACUGAUGAGUCAAAAUAUGAAAUAUUUGGCUGUAGCAGAAGGCAGUUUGUUCAUCGAAGGGCUGGAGAGUGGUACAAUAAUGAGUGUCUGCAGGCAACAGUGAAGCAUGGUGGAGGUUCCUUGAAUGUUUGGGACUGCAUUUCUGCAAAUGGAGUUGGAGAUUUGCUCAGGAUUAAUGGUGUUCUCAAUGCUGAGAAAUUCAGGCAGAUACUUAUCCAUCAUGCAAUACCAUCAGGGAGGCGUAGGAUUGGCCCCAAAUUUAUUCUGCAGCAGGACAACAACCCCAAACAUACAGCCAAAGUCAUUAAGAACUAUCUUCAGCAUAAAGAAGAACAAGAAGUCCUGGAAGUGAUGGUAUGACUCCCACAGAGCCCUGAUCUCAACAUCAUCGAGUGUGUCUGGGAUUACAUGAAGAGACAGAAGGAUGUGAGGAAGCCGACAUCCACAGAAGAUCUGGGGUUAGUCCUCCAAGAUGUUUGGAACAACCUACCAGCCGAGUUCCUUCAAAAACUGUGUGCAGGUGUACCUAGAAGAAUUGAUGCUGGUUGAAGGCACACCAAA
Messenger RNA from Erpetoichthys calabaricus (reedfish), 6162 nucleotides. RefSeq names its product volume-regulated anion channel subunit LRRC8C-like. The transcript has 3 exons. The record is from RefSeq and is a predicted model, not a curated record. Lineage: Eukaryota; Metazoa; Chordata; Cladistia; Polypteriformes; Polypteridae. The coding region runs from base 194 to 2665 and encodes 823 amino acids. Gene Ontology annotation, molecular function: protein binding.